This is a messenger RNA of Cyclopterus lumpus (lumpfish), 2045 nucleotides long. RefSeq names its product EYA transcriptional coactivator and phosphatase 3 (gene eya3). Gene Ontology annotation, cellular component: nucleus. Gene Ontology annotation, biological process: cell differentiation; positive regulation of DNA repair; multicellular organism development. The record is from RefSeq and is a predicted model, not a curated record. The coding region runs from base 189 to 2015 and encodes 608 amino acids. The transcript has 19 exons. Gene Ontology annotation, molecular function: protein tyrosine phosphatase activity. NCBI's taxonomy places the organism in Eukaryota, Metazoa, Chordata, Actinopteri, Perciformes, Cyclopteridae.
AACAUUCCGCACAUGCGCAGCAGGCCCAGCAACGCAAAACUUCCUGCAAAAUAGUGCUCCCUAACAACAGACAAAGCUUGACACUGUGGAUUCAGUCGAAGAAGCUUAAAUAAAAGCGUUUCUCGUUCGCCCCUUCAAUGGGUCCGGACCCGCUAUCCCGGUGCAGAGAGUAGGCUGUGCGCGCAGACAUGUCGGCUCGCUCCGCUGCAGAGAUGGUCGACUUGCAGGAGCUGCCCGAGCUGCCGGCAAAGAAGCCGAGGCUUGAGAUCGACGGUGGACUGGAGAAGGAGCCCAGUAAUUUAGGUGAUGACAGGAGUCCAACUGCGGUGUUGUGUUCAUCAGAGCAGGAGAGCUCUUACUCUGCCUUGUCCACAGCCCAGCUUGAUCCAAGUGAUCAGGAGCAGUCUGACGUGGACAGAGCAGCGGCAACCCAAGCAUGCGGCAACUCCAUGAACUCCUAUGCACACUCUGCUGCAGACUCGACGGGGACAUCCGAAUACACCCAACAGGUUUAUCAAGGAAGCAACCCGGCAGUGACGUCCUACACCAGCCAGGUGGCCUAUCCUCCGCUGGCCCAGUCCACCGUGUACUCGGCCUUCCCCCAGACAGGCCAGACCUACGGCCUCCCACCCUUUGGUGCUAUGUGGCCAGGCAUUAAAACAGAGACAGGGCUGCCUGAGGCGCCCUCUGGUGGCCAGCCUGGGUUUCUCAGCUUCAGCACCGCAUAUACCUCAACCCAGCCAGCCCAGCUGCACUACUCAUACCAAGGCUCAAGCUUCACAACAUCCAGUGUGUACUCCAGCAUCCCGUCAGCUACGGCUGCCACCACAACCUCCUCCACAGCGGCCCACCAGGAAUUUAGCGGCUACAACUCUCUGGGCCAGAAUCAGUUCUCUCAGUACUACGCUCUGCCUCCCAGCUACGUGCCUGCCGGGCUGCCCAGCAGCGACGACCACGGCGCCGCCGCGGGAGCCGGCGGGUAUCCAGCUGUGAAGUCGGAGCAGGCCGCCUCAGCCGGUCUGCCUCCCAGAGAUGCGUCCCCACCGGAGAACCUCCCGGCAGGUGCGGCCCUUCCUACCAGCGUGGCCGCCCCCGCCGGUGCCAGAGAGCAGGACGAGGUUGGACGCAGGAACUCUGUUGGCAAAGCCAAAGGGAAGGGAAAGAGGCCUGACAGCUCCCCGCCUGCCGACGGCGACCUGGAGCGCAUUUUCCUCUGGGAUCUGGAUGAGACCAUUAUUAUAUUCCACUCGCUGCUCACCGGCUCCUACGCGCAGAAGUUUGGCAAGGACGCGGCGACGGUGCUGAACUUGGGCUUGCAGAUGGAGGAGCUGAUCUUUGAGCUGGCAGACACUCACCUUUUCUUCAAUGACCUGGAGGAAUGUGAUCAAGUCCACGUUGAGGACGUUGCCUCUGAUGACAAUGGACAGGACCUGAGUACCUACAACUUCUUGGCGGACGGCUUCAGUGGUUCCAGUGGUGGAGGGGCCUCAGGAACCACCACAGGGGUCCAGGGAGGUGUGGAGUGGAUGCGGAAACUGGCCUUCCGCUACCGCCGGCUAAAAGAGAUCUACAGUAACUUUAAAGGGAAUGUCGGAGGCCUGCUGAGUCCCAUGAAGAGGGAGCUGCUUCUACGGCUUCAGUCCGAGAUCGAGAACGUUACAGACGCGUGGCUCUGCACGGCGCUCAAGUCUCUACUGCUCAUCCAGUCCAGGGGGAAGUGUAUGAAUGUGUUGGUCACCACCACCCAGCUGGUUCCCGCUCUGGCAAAGGUGCUGCUCUACGGCCUGGGAGACGUGUUCCCCAUCGAGAACAUCUACAGUGCCACCAAGAUAGGGAAAGAGAGUUGCUUUGAGAGGAUCGUCUCUCGCUUCGGGAAGAAGGUGACGUACGUGGUGAUCGGUGACGGGCGGGACGAGGAGUUUGCGGCGAAACAGCACAAUAUGCCUUUCUGGCGGAUCUCCACUCACGGCGACCUCGUGUCCCUGCACCAAGCGCUGGAGCUGGACUUCUUGUAAAGGAGGCGGAGUCGAACGGCGCACACCAAA